Molecule: messenger RNA, 933 nt
Organism: Rhizophagus irregularis DAOM 181602=DAOM 197198
Lineage: Eukaryota; Fungi; Glomeromycota; Glomeromycetes; Glomerales; Glomeraceae
Source: RefSeq, a predicted model, not a curated record
AAAAAAAAAUAAAAAAAAAACCAAAAAAAAAAACCAAAAUAUUAUUAUAUAUAUAUAUAUCCCUUUUACAUUCGUAUUGUAAAUAAAAAAAACGCAAUUUUAAUUUUCGUAACUAUCGCUCGCAUAUAAAAUGUCGAUUACAGGAAAUCCUUACGUCUUCAUCGGUUUCGUAAACAUGGUUGGUCUUCAUAAUUUUGUAAAGUCGGUCCUCCUAUAUCGCGCUGGGCGUGAAAAGUACUUGACCAUGUUAAAGGUUAUCUUUAACGCUAGCAUCACUGCAUAUUAUUUGAUUGAAUUACUUUACGUCACAAAUGACUUGUCUUUGGACGAAUGCAAGAAAAUUAGUUACGCGCAGAUCAUAUUUGGCUAUCUUAUGGUGCAAUCAUUGGCCGCUUACAUGUUUAAUCUUAUUAAGCAAUAUGAAUAUAACAAAUUUGAUACGUGGAUGAGUAUUGGAUUGCUUGUACUUAGAGCAGGAUUUCAUAUUGCGUACAUUUUUUCUAUUAAUCCACAUAUCAACGCACUUUUUAAUAGUAAUGGUCAAAUCAUCAAUCUAACUUUUUGUAAUAACGGGAUAGAAAGUGGAAGAAAUCAAUCGAUGAACUUAGUAAUGGUUGAUUUAUUCAUCGAUGCUUACGUUAUGGUUCGUUUGAUGCAAAUUUUACACAAGAGUUCAAGCUUUAAAAAUCGAUCGUUCAAUAUUUUUACCUUGGUCACUUAUUGGAACUUGAUGACCGUUUUGGUUGCGUUAUGGUAUCACAUGCUUAUGGGAUUAAACAACUUCGAAUAUUCUCAAAGCUAUGAUGUGAUUGCUAAACAAGCAUCACUUAUCAUUCUCUCUUAUCUCGUUACGAUCGAAACCGAAAAAAGAAGAUGAACCAAUUUUAUCAAUUUUAUUAAAAAAAAAAAAAAGAAAAGAAAGAUAUAAAAUUC